Molecule: messenger RNA, 768 nt
Organism: Lolium perenne
Lineage: Eukaryota; Viridiplantae; Streptophyta; Magnoliopsida; Poales; Poaceae
Product: MEIOTIC F-BOX protein MOF-like
Source: RefSeq, a predicted model, not a curated record
AUGCAGCUGGACGCCUUCCGCCUGCACCUCCUCAGAGGCAGCAUCGCCGCCUCCGCCCGAUGGAUCCACCGCGGACUCCGGCACGUUCCGACGGUCGUUGACAUACGCUCCGCCGACGACAGCAUUCCACCUAACGAGACGCUGCACCUCGUGCAUGUCAAGAUCAUCGAGGGCUUCACCAAGGACCUCGGCCACUACUGCCCGGUGCUCGAGGAGCUCCACAUGGAGAGCUCAUGCUCAUGCUCGAGGACCUACGGCACCGGAGCCGGACCCCUCAUGCUCAUGGCUCCACGCCUCGCAUCCAUCCGUCUCGACAUACCACAUGACCGCUGGCGGUACUAUUACCACGCCGACGCUGUAGCAUUCGACCCACAGCCACUGCCAUUGCUCGCCGACGCGUCGAUCCGGCUCACCGGCCAAUACAAGCACCACCCAGACCGGCCGCUUUGGCAAGCGCGCAAGCUUGACUUCGUGAAGUCCGUGAGCAGCUUCAUAGCUUUCCUCCCCAACGUCGCAAAUCUACAUCUCUCGGGCUUCACCGUCGAGGAAUCAUUGCAAGAAGAAUUUCUAGAAUUUCCGGUGCUCCAUAAUUUGAAGACACUGCUCAUGGAAGAAUGUGGUGUCGGAGCCAGCUUCCUGGUCUUGACAAGCAUCCUCCGGAGCACGACUAACUUGGAGAAGCUUGGAUUGCACCAGUGCAUUGUUGGACUGGCUGGAGACUCUGUGUGGGAAAAGUCCACCUAUAUGGAGGGAUGGUUUACCGCGUAG